Molecule: messenger RNA, 1269 nt
Organism: Eimeria mitis
Lineage: Eukaryota; Apicomplexa; Conoidasida; Eucoccidiorida; Eimeriidae
Exons: 7
Coding region: 1-1269 (422 amino acids)
Biological process (GO): microtubule-based movement
Molecular function (GO): microtubule binding; ATP binding; microtubule motor activity
Source: RefSeq, a predicted model, not a curated record
AUGAGGCAUGCUCAACAACAUUUCAUGGCUAUCAACGGACAGGAGGAUGGAGCGCCAGAGACAGGUGCAGUAGCUGCAGCUCUCAUCCUGCUGGUAGAACGCCCCAUUAUUGUUGCGGGAAUCUGCAGUCUGUGCUUCGGCUCGCUGGUAAAGCAGGAGGAGCAGCGGCGUGGGGAGGCAACCGUUCACGCAAAAGGGAAUGGGACUGGAGGAGCAGAUGUUCCCAUUCCAUACCGCUACUCAAACCUUACCCGCAUCCUUGCAAGAAGCCUGCACAGCGACGCAAGCAUUGUACUGCUGGUGACAUUAAAUCCCGCAUGCACGGCUACUCAGCUUUCGCUGCAUGCAAUUGACUUCGCCCAGCGAGCUUCCUGCCUUCGGGAGAGACCCAUCAGGAGAGGCGGUGUCUCACCAAAGCAGUUUCUCUUGAGGCAAUAUGAACUCCUGAAAGAGUUAAGGAGAGCCGCAGAAAGCUUUAAGAUGGCGAGACUGUGUCUGCAGCAAUUGCCCGGAGCCUCGCUUCACAGUGCUGAGGAACGUCAGGAGGCUAUUCAAUUGCAUCAAGAGCUGCAACACCAAUUCGAGCUACUAAACAACAUCUUAGUGCGGCAAAUGGGCCUGCACUACUGCAUGCUACCCACAGGAAUGCUCGAACUCGACGAGGUCGAAACUAGAACACUCAGGGGAAAGCUAUCACAAGAGAAAAACGGGGACAAUUGUGCACGUUCAUCCUUGCCACAUGGGUCUUCAACUGUUCACCAAAAGCAGAGCGUCUCUGGCAACGAUUUGGAAAUAUUACACAGCACAACGUCGCAGCCACUCCGCCAUGGAGAGCUUACAUCUGAAAGCUUGGCGCGUUGUCCAGUUGAAAAAGUUUCUGACUGGUUGCCAUAUUGCGAGCGCUCACAAAAAGCACCGGAAAUACCUCAAGAGAAUAACUGCUCCUCUUUUUCAAUGGUAGAUGAACAGAUGGAAAGCCAAAAAGGCGUUCCUACUGGACGGGGAGCCGGCAUUUGCUCCGACGAUUCGUCUCAGUCGAGUUCAUUUAACUGCCUGCAGCAGCAAGAUGUUGUGCGUGAGAGACCGCCAGCAAACAAAGCCACCACCAGUACAACCUCAGUUAUACUCAACCCUUCCGAAGAUGGAUCAUCAACCGUCCACAGCAUGGAACGCACUAACACGGAAUCACAAACUUACUUGCAACAAUCUGAAGCGUCGUCACCCCUGCAGCGCCUCUUUCCCAGUACAGCAGAAGUUGCUUUGUUCUAG